CGGGCUGUUCCCGGUUGUUCUGAGCUUGGACCUCCGGCACAACAACCUUACGGGGAAGGUACCUCCGGCAGGGUCACUGUUGAACCAGGGGCCCACCGCGUUUUCCGGGAACCCCUACCUUUGCGGAUUCCCAUUGGAGAUUCCAUGCCCGGAACAGGCAGCGGGAAACCCUAGCGGCUGGACUGAACCGGCAAAUCCCCGAAGCCCUGCUGAUUUCGCAAAUGAGCGUGUCGAUAGAGGUAGAGCAAGGUAUGGGUUGGUGACCGGUUCUCUGAUUUCCGUCUUCUUGGCAGUGGUCGGAGUAGCGUUGGUCAGCUUGUGGGUGUACCGAAAGAAACAGAAUUGGACGGAGGGAAAAAUCGGGAAAGAGACAUUGGGCAUGCCAGAGAAGUGCAGGAAGGAAGACAGUCAAAAGGGGAAGUUUGUGGCGUUAGACGAAGGGUUCUGGUUGGAAUUAGAUGAUUUGCUAAAGGCAUCCGCGUUUCAAGUAGGGAAUGGUAGGAGCGGGAUAGUGUACAAGGUGGUGUCAGGCGGCCGUGGGAAGGGAUCGAUGGUGGUGGGCAGUGGCGGUGACACUGUGGUGGCGGUGAGGCGGUUAAGUGAAGGAGAUGCGGUGUGGCGGAUCAAGGAGUUCGAAUCGGAGGUCGAGGCCAUUGGAAGAGUCCAACAUCCCAACAUUGUUAGAUUGAGAGCCUAUUACUAUGGCAGUAAUGAGAAACUUCUAGUUACAGAUUUCAUCAGCAAUGGGAGUUUGCAUAAUGCUUUACAUGGUGGACCUGGCGUUUCCUUGCAACCACUGUCAUGGGCUGAUAGAUUGAAGAUCGCCAAAGGGAUCGCCCGGGGUCUGACCCACAUUCACGAGUGCAGCCCCAAACGGUAUGUUCAUGGCAACAUAAAAUCAUCAAAAAUUCUCCUUGAUGAUGACCUAAUGCCUUACAUCUCUGGGUUCGGAUUAACCCGCCUUGCGCCCAACUCAUCCAGACUCACAACUUCAUCUUCCAAAAAGACUACCACCACCAACACGAAACCCGAAACCCGCUUUCCAGUCCCCAAGUUAACGCAGAAAUGCGAUGUGUAUUCUUUCGGGGUAGUGCUUUUGGAGAUUUUAACGGGUCGGGUGCGUGAUGGGGGAGCCGAGGGUGAUGGCAAGGGACUUGAUGAGAUGGUGAGGGUGGCUUUCAAGGAGGAAAAGCCUUUGUCGGAGAUUAUAGAUCGUCACUUGUUGCCUGAGGUUCAAUGCAAGAAGCAGGUCCUGGCAACAUUUCACAUUGCCCUAAGUUGCACGGAGUUGGAUCCCGAGCUUCGGCCUCGGAUGAGAACAGUUGCUGAUAGUCUGGAUCGGGCCAGUUUGUCUUAAAGAAAUUGUUCUGAUCCUUUUGUGGAUAAGUAAGGUCUUUGUGAAGCUUGUAGCUAGUUUGGUCAUUACUCAUUAAUGAGGACUAUUAGGAGCGUUGGUUGCAUUAAUGAAGACUUGAUUAAUGUAAGCAGAAAAUCUAAACCGUGGGAAUGUGGAAUUUAAUCAAUGAAACAAGUUCCUCUAAUUUUUGGUAAAUCAUUAUGUUACUAAAUUCCUC
This is a messenger RNA of Cuscuta epithymum, 1574 nucleotides long. Lineage: Eukaryota; Viridiplantae; Streptophyta; Magnoliopsida; Solanales; Convolvulaceae. The record is from the annotation of a GenBank genome assembly.